AUUAACACAUCGAGCAUGCGUUUUCCUCCUUAUUACGUCAAUAUAUUAAGGAUGUUUUGAAUGUAUGCUGACUUUUCAAAAUAAUGUUCAAGAAAGGAAUGUUUUUGUCUUUAGGACAGAGAAAAAAUGUUUGACUUUUUUCACUCUUACAGCUGUUUUAGAGUGCUGAAGUUUACUUUUUGACAUUACAAUCUUACCAAUCGAGAUGCUAGUUGAAUGUUAGGGCAGCGUCUGAUGGGAACCAUAAAGCAAAAUUUGUGUACAGAUGUUUCACCGCUGCAACAAGUCUAUAAAAGCCUGCAAAAGCAAUGUGGUUGGUUGACCGGGGUCAUUACACUGCUGAAUUUCUGUGUGCAUAAUUUUCUCAUUUCACUCAAGGUGGGGGAGGAGUGAAACAUGCCUGAAGGAAGACGGAGGCAGAAAAGAUAAGCCAAGUUUGUCUUCAGAUCAGGGGCAGGAGUCACCAACCUGAAAAGGAAGCAAAACACUUUCACUCCACUGGGAGAGAUCGUUCAGAAAGUCCAUUUCUCCCUUCUGCUGCAUAGAGAACCAGGAGUUUGAAGCAGGACUUCUGCAGGGAUUCAGAGAAACAGAAACUCAACGCCAUGAAGGACAAACUUAGAAGAGGAGGUGGGAGAAAUCAAGUCAAGACUGAUGUACUCAGCCAGUCUAGCGGCAAUAAUUCAAUUGCUGUCAAGCAAGAUGAUGAGACAUCAUUUCCUGUAAAGAUCCAGGGAGCAGGGGUGGAGCCAUUUGAACUGCAGGUUAAUGGCUUUUGGCUCGUUCAAGAUGCAAUAAUGAACGUGCUUUCGAGAAAUGAGGUCAGUCCACGUUCCAGCUUGUCUCUGGCUCUAGCUGGUCAAACUCUGGAUCCCCUUGCAGAACUGCAGAGCCUCAAGGGUCUGAAAGCAGGGGUCAGCAUGCGCCUCGUAGAAGAGCCGUACACUUACCACUCAGCUAGACUCCAUCUGGCCCGUGUUGUGGAGCUGCUGAGAGCCUCUGGACCUCAGGAUGCUCUGAGAGAAGGACGCUCACCAAGCGUCCUGGAAGCAAUCACGCAAACACAAGCUACAGAUGCUGCCUUACCAAAUGGAAAAAUCCAGAAGCGCUCUUUAAACAAUGCAAAAUCAGAAGUAACUAGCCAUGAUGGAGGUCCACCGGAGUACCUCCUCCCUGGCUCCUCGGAGAGGCCGCUCAUGGCUCUACUGCCUCACAGCUCCCAGACAGAGGCCCCCGGUUACCUGAAAGACUUGUCUCUUAGUUGCUGGAACCCACCUCCAGGCCACAGGAAGCUGCAGGGAGACUUCAUGUACAUCACAGUGUUUACAGUGGAGGGACGGCGCUGUGACAUCACAUCCUGUGUAAAAGGUUUCUUCCUCAACAGAUCCACCGAAGAUUCAUUUGAUCCUCGGCCUGCACAGUCUUCUGUAGUUUACCACUGUCUCACUGACUUGCUCUGUCACAUCAGUCCUUCUUUCAAGCAGACGUUUACCACCCUCAAAGCCAGGCCACAGCAACCAUCAGUGGAGGUGACUCCCACUCCUUACCACACUCCGAGCUGGCUCGGGCCUCCCUGUGCUUCUCGAGCUCACAAAAACUCCUACAGCAGACUGGGGUUGGAGAAACAGGCAGCAGCGCAGACUCCAGAUUGGAAUGAGGAGUUACAAGGGGCCAGAGAUCUUCCACAGAGAAGUGUGGAGGAGAGGGUGCAGAGAGACCGAGCUGUUCUACAGGUUAACGGGGCGUUUGUGAGGGCUGUCAUGCAAGGAGCAGAAACCGUUAUAGAUGGCUUUGUAGAGCCAGUGAAUGGAAACCCAGAUGACCCAGCUUUCCUGUGGGGUGGCCUCUUCAUGAGCCAAGGAGCGGCCAGUGGGAUGUUUGGCAAUGAAAGGGGUCGCAGGGCGGCUCAGAGGCUGGAGCUGAGAGGUGUUCAGGCGUACAGUGACUUAGAGGGGCUGCAGGGACUGCACACUCUACCUACAGCUAUUGUGGACUACAGAGGAGUGCGGCUGUCGGCUCAGGGUCUGGCGCCUGGCUUAGAAAGCUCAGAAGAGGGAGAAGAAUCCAGUCCUGCUGCGAGAGGUUUGCUUUAUGGGGUGAAUGCAGGACCCCAGGAGUCCCCCCACCGCAGACAGCUGCUUGCCCUCUUGGCCCAUUCAGCCAAAUCUCUGUCCCUCCAGAGACACGUCGUAUUAACACCUAAUGGUCACAAAGUACCACUCUUCACUUCUGUGGAUGCUCAGGGGCUGCUGGGAGCUGACGGGCGAUUCUACUUACUGGACCUGUUCCGGACCUUCCCCGCCGAUGCUAACUUUUGUCUAGAGGCGGAGACAGAAACCCAUGCGGUUACUGGAGAUGAAAAGACGGACAAAAGCUGUGAACAGGAUGUGGAGAAAAAUGGUUGUGAAAAAGAGGGAUGGCCAAGGAAUUACUGUGCCACCUCUGGGCUUCCAAGAAGCUUUCCUCACAGCCUCUGCAGGCUGAGACCAGAGUUGGUGCAGGCUUUUAUCCAACACAAACACACCCAGUUCACAGAGCUUGUCAGAGAAAAGCUGGAUGACAACGGAGGUUUUGAAAACUGUGCACUAGCAUCGGACUCUCGGUCCACUGAUGCCAUGCGAGCCGCGUGUAAGGAAGUGGGGUCACUUAGUGACAUCAUCUUUGAGAUGCGCUUCAACCCCAAUGUUUUUUCUCCAGGAGUAGCUUUUCCUCCGAGUGAAAACGCAUCAAUAAAUCUGCAAGAAAGGUUACUGAGGGAAGCUGCAGCUUUCAUCAUCACUCAUCAAAUCCCAGCCUUUAUACAAUCUUGCCUGCAAAUCAGAGAAGCGCCGAUGGACGGAGCGUCUCUUAAACAUGCGCUACACCUGAGAGGCAUCAAUCUACGGUACUUGGGGCACGUCAGCAAGUCCAUCACCCAGUCAGAACACACGGAGCGGCUCAGGCAUAUAAUGAGGUCAGUGAUAGGAGAGAUUUUCACUCGCUCAGCCAGGAGAGUAUUCAACACUUUCCUACAGGGUGUGGACAUACCAAGUUUCUCUGCAGCAGUCAGCCACUUCCUCAACUGCCUGUUAGUCCCAAACUUCACAGCCUCUUUCGUUGGAGAGGAAACCAAGAAAAAGUCGAGGCGGCGCGGCCGCACCGCCAGCUCUUCUGAGAACACACCCUGGAGCCUGCUGACAGGUGCUGAGCUGUGGAAUCUGGUCUGCCAGGAUGCUGCAGAAACAUACGACAUCUCUAACUGCCUCGGCUCUGGUCCUAACCACCUGGUGGAACACUUUGGUCUUCAGAAACUCUCUCUGCUCAGAGAGUUCUGUCUGAAGACUGGACUGCAGUUGCGACUUAGAGACUACUUCCUGGAAACCCAAAACAAAGCCCCCAUCAGUCCAGAUGACAUUCUGAACAUCUUCCCCGUGGUCAAACAUGUUCACAUGCCGGUCGGGAACGCUGUAAAUGCGUUUCAUGCUGCACAGAACUUCCUUCAGAAGGGUCUGCUGGAACAGGCCCAUGAGAAGCUGAAGGAAGCAGCAUAUCUCUAUGGUAGGGUGUGUGAUGACCUCCACCCAGAUGCCUGUUACUGCAACAGCCUUUUGGCAAAGGUGACCUUCCUGCAGGGGAAUUCGGCUGAAGCUCGGAGCGUGCAGCUGAAAGCAGUGGUCAUCAGUGAACGAGUGCUGGGCUUUGACCAUCCCAACACUAUUCAGCAAUAUGCCCUCCUGGGUGUGUAUGCGUACGCUGGAGGGGAGACGGCCCUGGCUCAGAGGUGCUUCUUCAGAGCUCGUCUCCUCAUCCUCACAGUCCACGGUGAAGACCACCCCUACACUGCAACUGUGGAUAGCUGUCUUGGUCUGAUGCUGACUGAAGAUCAGACCGGCCAGUUCCUAAAGAAUGCGCUGAGACUCAACACUUCCUUCUUUGGCCUCAUAGAUUUUAACACUGCUCUCACUCAGCACCUUCUGGCUCAGUGGAUGUGCAGGAAGGGCGACUACAGAAGUGCCAUGACCCAUGAGAAAGAAGCCCUCACGGCCUUCACGUCACUGUUUGGGGAGGACCAUCCACAGACUAGCUGCAGCAAAGAGUUCUUAAGCACCAUCACCAAGCAGGCGGUGAAGGUGGAGCGCACGCUCAGACAGGCAGGAGCUGACUGCACCGAGCAGACUGUAGAGUGCUUGAAUCCAACAACCGAAACGGUUCUGGAGCAGAUGGUUCUGGUUACAGGAAUCCGAAGAAUUACACGCAGUGACAGGUUCCAGGAAUACAAGCAGAAACACUUGGAACGGAAAGUGGCGGCGGCCAAAGAACUGGGGAUCAAACUGAUUACUGGCUCUGCCAUUACAGACCUCAUUAACGCAAGAGAAGGAACUUCAAAUAAGGAAACAGGAAGCUGGAAGGAGGGUCAGGAUGGUAGAAACAAAGCAGAGGAAAACGGCGGUGAUAACCAGGAGCAGCAGUCUGUGGAAGACGAAUCUAAGAGUGGAGCUUCCGUUUCAGCUGAGGAAAAAGCAGGCGAGCAAAGCAAAGAUGAGGGAGAAAGCGGCUCUGAUGCUGCAGCUGUUGAUCUGAAGAAAGGGAAGAAUGAUAGUGAGACGGAGGAACACGGUGCAAUGAAUGGAGCUGUGGACAGCCCUUUCAGCCCGUCAAGCCCUAAGAGUAAAAUGACCUGGGCAGAUGUUGUCGGUUCAAAAGCGGUCAAUGGAACAGGAAGCAAAGCGGUAAACGGAGUGGACAGCGUCUCUGUCAGCGGCGAGGCUAAAGAGUAAAAGCAUAACGAUUUCUGGGUUUGGGAGAUUCUAAAAGUCACUGCUGUAAGGCGAACUGAAGAUUUCAACUUAAAUGUGAUUUAAAGCAGAUAGGAUUGUUACUUUAUUCAUAAAAAUGUUCCAUCUUCAGGUGCUGUUGUCUGUAGAUGCACCACAGAUACUACAAUGUGCCAAAACAACUGAUGUUUUUAGAUCAACUUUAACAAUAGUCCGGCUAAUUUUUUUACCAUUUUAUUCUACAGUGUGUGUGCACCAGGAAGACUCACAAUCCUGUUUUUUUUUCUUUAAAUAUUUUCUCUGAAAAUUAUGUUUUUUGUUGUUUGUUCAAACCUCUUUGUGACUUGAGGCAAAAACUUUCUUAAUCCUAUAGAGUGUUGUGCUGUGAAAAAGUAUUCCCCAGUUUUAAAAUCUGAAAAAUAAAUUCUUUCCUUGUGAGUUUUUAAUUGCUUCUAAUUACAUUACUUACUGACAUGUGUUGACAGUGCUAAUACUGCAAAGUGUUGUGCAACAAAGCUGGUAUUUGAGGUUAAGUUUUUCAUUUUCUCUAAGUUUGAAGUACACUUUCAUUUCAAUAAAAGUGUUUUUUGGAACCAA
Messenger RNA from Oryzias melastigma (Indian medaka), 5351 nucleotides. Its product is annotated as clustered mitochondria protein homolog. Gene Ontology annotation, biological process: intracellular distribution of mitochondria. Gene Ontology annotation, cellular component: cytoplasm. The transcript has 29 exons. The record is from RefSeq and is a predicted model, not a curated record. Lineage: Eukaryota; Metazoa; Chordata; Actinopteri; Beloniformes; Adrianichthyidae. Gene Ontology annotation, molecular function: protein binding; mRNA binding. The coding region runs from base 606 to 4757 and encodes 1383 amino acids.